Messenger RNA from Zasmidium cellare ATCC 36951, 1845 nucleotides. RefSeq lists its product as uncharacterized. Gene Ontology annotation, cellular component: cytoplasm; nucleus. NCBI's taxonomy places the organism in Eukaryota, Fungi, Ascomycota, Dothideomycetes, Mycosphaerellales, Mycosphaerellaceae. Gene Ontology annotation, molecular function: mRNA binding. The transcript has 2 exons. The record is from RefSeq and is a predicted model, not a curated record. The coding region runs from base 1 to 1845 and encodes 614 amino acids.
AUGAACAACCACAACUUUGACAUGUACUACGACAACCCGUCGAAUCGCUCCCCCACCUCCAACCGCCAAAACUCCCUCCACCGCCAGACCUCGCGCCAGCAGUUCGAAGCCUGCGGCCACCUUCCGUCCGGCCUCUACACUGCCGAAGAUCACGCCAACUUCAAUGGUGGGAACAGGUUCAACGAUAUGCGGAACGCGACUGUGGGUGGCUAUGGGAAUGGCUACGAUAUGGGUGGCCAGUCAUGGAAUGCUGGCGCGUUCGGCCAGAACAACACCCUGAACGGACUGGGUGGUUCCAGCUUGAGGAAGCCUCCGUCACGCGGCGGUCGCUCAGGACUGCCACCGCAGUGGAUGGGCGACAACCAGCAGAUGCCGCUGAACCCCUUCAUGGGGGGAUUGGGAGGUCUUGGUGGACCGGGCAUGGGACGUCAGGACAUGAGCUCUGAGCCAGACGAGGAGCUCAUACCCACCGCCAUCGUCAUCAAGAACAUCCCAUUCGCCAUCAAGAAGGAACAGCUCGUGGGCAUCAUGACUGACAUGGGCCUACCCCUCCCGUAUGCCUUCAACUAUCACUUCGACAACGGCGUGUUCAGAGGCCUGGCCUUUGCAAAUUUCACCAACCCAGAAGAGACGGCAACGGUCAUUGACGCGAUGAACCACUUCGAGCUUAACGGGCGGAAGUUGAGAGUCGAGUACAAGAAGAUGUUGCCAGCUGCGGAACGCGAACGCAUCGAGCGUGAGAAGAGAGAACGGAGAGGCCAGCUGGAGGAGCAACAUCGACCGAUGGCACCGCAGACUUUGCAGACGCAGGCAUCUGCAUCUUCUCUGUCAUCACGCAUGCUUGCUGGCUCACCCUCGCCGGUCUCUGCACGCAACCAGAAGAUGGGCCCUGGCGCUGGUCUGCCCAGCUCCUUCGGCGACCCUAACGCUGGCGUCGAUUUAGACAUGAACGACCCUCAAGCUCUCCAGCACUACUCGAAGCUCCUCAUCUUCAAGGAAGAUCCUGCAAGGGAUCUUUUGGUGUUCACGCCCACUCUCUCGCCUCCAGAGCGACGAAUUGUGCAUACCCUCGCACACCACAUGGGGCUUGGCCACAUGUCAAAGGGUGAAGGAGAUCGACGAGCUGUGCACGUCUACAAGGAGGGCAGACAACGCUUGAGCCCGCCCAUGCCAUCCAUCCCGAAUCUGCAAAACGAUCAACGACGAGCUCUCAACAGGGCAGCCACCACCGACUUCAGCGACGUUCGUGCCAACGAGAACUAUUACGGCGGCCAGAACCUGCGUCAUCAAGCUUCUGGUUAUCUUGGAUACCACGAGUCGCCCGGAGGUCUCGCUGCUGGCAACCCACUUCGAUCGGCCAAGUCUUUUGCAGACCUGCGUUCCUACACACCAUCGCCCGUACCUUCGACCGCAAGCUUCCCAGCUGCUCUCAGCAACAACGUUGCUCGGCUCCAAGAAUUUGGCAGAGAUACUACGCAAUCUAACACGCCCACACUAAUGACACCCACUUCCAGCCUCGCUGACCGUGGCGACACGACCAACUUGAUCAACGGCCUUGGCAACAUGAACCUUGGACCUGGCUUCGGCGGCAGCCCUCGUGGUCUGCGAGGAUUCCCAUCUUGGGAUCGCGAGAACCCAGGCCCAAUCGGUAGCAACCGAUCGUUCAGCACCAACUAUGAUGACCGCUCUCGUGGUGGACUGCCAGGCGGUCCUGAACGCCAGCCACGCGGCCCCAUCCCAGAGCGAGGUGCAGGUUUCCCCCGAAGACAGAAUGGCCAUGUCCAACGCAACAGUGACGAGCUGUCACAGCAAAGCAGCGCUGCGGAGAUCACGGUCGAGCACUAG